Paramecium primaurelia is the source of this 2070-nucleotide messenger RNA. The record is from the annotation of a GenBank genome assembly. NCBI's taxonomy places the organism in Eukaryota, Ciliophora, Oligohymenophorea, Peniculida, Parameciidae.
AUGUGGGAUUAAAUUCACUUCAGGCUUGUGAAAGUUUAAGUCCAAAUAUCAUUUACUUAAGAUAACUUUAUUUUUUACUCGUUAAAUGGAACGGUUUUGAGAAUGUAAGAGAUCUUCCUUAAUAUAAAAAGUGAAUAACAUUCAGAUAAGUAAAAGCAUCAUGAUCAAUACAAUAAUAUUGAUUAGAUAAAAUAUCUUCAUUGGGAAGGAGAGUUUGGUUAAAAUAACAGAAAGUCUGGUAAAUGGAAAGCUAAUUGGUCAGGUCCAGGUUAUAAAGAAGUUGGGGGUUACUAUGAGGAUGGUUUAAAGUAAGGUUUAUGGAAUUAAUUUACUAAGAAUUAUUGGAAGUAUAUUUGAUAUUCAGUUUAAUUAUAGUUAAGCAGAAAUAUGUGAGAAUGGAGAAUACUUUAAUGAUGAAAAAAUUGGAGUGUGGAAAUAUAUCUAUAAAAAUAAUAUUAUGUAUAUUUAUACAUAAUAUUAUAUAGUGGUGGAGGAUUAUAUAAUAAAUAAGGACAAAAGUAAGGUAAAUGGAUAGAGUUAAGCGAUGGAUUUUUUAAUUUCUCAUAAGUUACUUAUUAUGGUGAAUAUCGAAAUGGUAAGAAAGUGGGUGAAUGGGAUAUUUUAUUUAGGGAUCAAAGAUCGAAUAGAUAUCAAAAGAUGUAAAUAUUAAAAGUAUCAAAUCUUAGUGGAGGUGGAUCAUAUGAUAUUGGCAUUAAAAAUGGGAUGUGGAUUGAGUUGAGUGAUAGAUUUCAGAUUUAUUCAAAAGUUACUUAUCAUGGUAGAUAUAAAAACGGGAGAAAAAUUGAUAGAUGGGACAUUCAUUUUAGUUAUGAAGGCGAGCAAAAAAUGUAAGAUUAAUUACUAAAUAUUAAAAAUCAAAUUUUUAGUGGCGGUGGAUUUUAUGAAGAGGUUUAGGGAGACUCGAUCAAGAUUGGGAAUUGGAUUGAGUUAGGUGAUCUAUUUUUGAGCACUCAUCAAGUCGCUCAUAGUGGUGAAUAUCAAAAUGGUAAGAAAAUGGGUAGAUGGGAUAUUUUAUUUAGGGAUCAAAGGUCGAACAGAUAUCAAAAGAUGUAAAUAUUAAAAAUAUCAAAUCUUAGUGGAGGUGGAUUAUAUGAUACAGGAGUUAAAAUUGGAAUGUGGAUUGAAAUAAAUAAUGGAUAUCAUAUUUAUUCAAGAGUCACUUAUCACGGUCGAUAUAAAAAUGGAAUAAAAGUUGGUAGAUGGUAUAUUUAAGCUUUGGAACAAUUAGUGUAAACAUUUGAAUUAAUAAUAAGUAAAAACAAAAUUUUUCAUGGUGGAUUAUAUGAUGAAGUUGAUGGAGGUUCAAUUAAGAUCGGAAGAUGGGUAGAAUAUAGAGAUGGGUUUAAUUUAUAUUCAUAAGUCACUUAUGAUGGGGAAUAUAAAAAUGGUAAAAAAGUAGGUAAAUGGGAUAUUUUUUAUACGAAGUAAGGAAGAGAAACUUAGGAAUUAAUGUAAAAUUUAAAUCAAUUAUUUUAGUGGUGGUGGAAUGUACAGUUAUUAAGGUCUAAAGAAUGGCAAGUGGAUAGAAAUAAAUGAUAAAUUUUAAGAUUAUUCAUAAGUCAUUCACAAUGGUGAAUAUCAAAAUGGUAAGAAAAUUGGUAGGUGGGAUAUUUUAUUUAGAGAGAAUAGAAGAGACACUCAAUAAUUGAUGUAAAAAGAUAAAUAAAAAAUUUUUUAGUGGUGGUGGAUUGUAUAAUGAAUAAGGCUAAAGGAAUGGUGAAUGGAGAGAGCUGAAUAAUGGAUUUUUUAAUUAUUCAUAAGUCAUUUAUAAUGGUGAAUAUAAAAAUGAUUAGAAAAUUGGUAGAUGGGAUAUUUUUUUUAAGGGAGAAGAUAGAAAAACUUAUCAAUUAAUGUAUAAAUACUAGAAAAGACUUUAGUGGUGGUGGCUUUUAUGAAGAGGUAUAAAGAGGCUCUUUUAAGGCUGGGCAGUGGAUAGAGUUGGAUGAUGAGUUUGAGUUUAAUUAAUAAUUCACUUAAAAAGGUGAAUAUCAAAAUGGAAAUAAAGUUGGUACAUGGGUGAAAAUGGAUAUUAGGGAAGAAAAAUUGUGA